This is a messenger RNA of Amphimedon queenslandica, 2106 nucleotides long. RefSeq lists its product as uncharacterized. Lineage: Eukaryota; Metazoa; Porifera; Demospongiae; Haplosclerida; Niphatidae. Bases 16 to 2061 code for a protein of 681 amino acids. The transcript has 7 exons. The record is from RefSeq and is a predicted model, not a curated record.
GAAGAAAGAAGAAAGAUGAAGCUACUGGCAGUUGAAAUGAUUUUGUUUCUAAUAUCAUCAUUAAUGUCAAAGAGUUUUGUGUAUGGAGAGCAGGGAUGUACAGAGAAGUUUAUGGAGUUGUCACAAGUAACAUACAGAGCACAACACACAUCAGCUACUGCCACUGGAGAGACAUGGAGUGACAAAAUAAGAGUCCUUCAAGAGUAUCAGUUCAAUUGUUCAUCCACUAAUAUAACCAGUCUUAUAUUGGGUAUUGAUGUAAGGAGAGCUACUGGUAGUAUUAGUUUAUUUCCAAGUGUUAGAGUUUAUAGACCUAGCAGCAAUGAUCCUGGGAAGUAUGAUCUAGUGACUGGUAGUGAGAGAACUAUUUAUUAUUCUACCUCUAAUGUCAGUACUAGUGGAGUGUUUGAAUAUUCUCUCAAUCCUCCUAUACCAGUAAUGAGUGGAGAAGUUGUGGCUGUAGUACAACCUCUUGAAGAAGAGAGUGUCAUCAGAGUCUAUUACAUUGAAGAUGUAUCUGGAAUCAGUUUUAGUAGCAGUCAGGAAAUAUCAAUUAAUUCAGAUCCAAUUGAUUUAGGUAGCUCUCCAAAAACAAAUCAGUUGAUAUUAGUAUAUCCAGUAACAGAUGGAUACUGUGUUAAUAAUACCAAUUCAAUCACUCCUUCAGUUAUUAAAAAUAAUUUCCUAACAAUCCAAAGUAGUGGAGAUAUUGAUCAGAGAAGGCAGUAUUUAUAUCCUGAAAUUGUGUUUUCAUGUAAUGGAUCCCUCACUAAAUGGAUAUAUGGAGGAGAGCCGGUUUCAGGCAAUAACAGAAAUGAUUUACCUGAGCUCCAAAUAUGGCGUCAACUGGGUCCCAAUAAUUACAAUAAAAUAGGAUCUAGUUUAGUUAAUGCUAGUACAAUGAUUGGUAAUAAUCUCUAUGAGUUUAUUCCUCAGACUCCACUGCAGUUUCAGAAAGGAGACAUAUUUGGUGUUCAUAUUCCUCAAGCAAGUCAAAGUGUAUUUUCUUUAUUUGAACAGAGAGGGAAUGGACCACUUAAUGAACAAAUGAAUGGUGAUGUCGAUAGUCCUUCUUCAACAAUAACUCAAGCACUUGUAACAGACUCAAAUAAUGAUUUCCCAUUAGUCACUGUAGAAGUAUCAAUUUCAGUGGCAUCUAGUAGUGUUCCUAGUUCAUCCAUAACUGCAGUUAUUCCUCCUAGCAUCUCAUUUGUAAUCUCUAAUCCAUCAAUUAUGUCAUCUACUGCUUUUAGCAGUUCUUUUGCGACUGAUACCACUCCAGUUAGUUCAGAAGGGAUUAUUACUACUGCUCCUAGUGACUCCUCAGUUAGUUCUACUACUGUAACUAGUACUGCCCCUAGCAGUACCUCUAUGAUGACUACUGCUUCUAGCAGUUCAUCUAUGACUGACACCACUUCAACAACAAGUGCUACUUCUGCCUUUAGCAGUACCUCUAUGAUGACUAAUGUUCCUUCUAACAGUUCAUCAUCUACUAUUCCUCCUAAUACUGUAGGAACUUCCACUGGAUUUACUGGUUCUAGCAGUUCAGUUGAUAGCAUAUCUAGUUCUUCUCACAUUAUGACACCUUAUCUUACCACAAGCUCUUCGGCGCUUUCAAACCCUUCAGCUGGCAGUGGUGCUUCUGCAGUGAUUGCUAUUGUCAUUAGUAUGUUAGUGUUAUUACUAGCUAUCAGUGUGAGCACCAUUGUUGUCUUAUUGGUUGUUUUCAAGAAGAGGAAGAAACGCUAUUUGGAACGUGUCACAUUACUUGCAGCAUCAAAUGGCUCUACAAGUAUGCUGCGUAAUGGUGCUGCUAUUAACAAUGUAGUGUAUGAAGAUGUAGACAAGUUAUCAGGGCCUGUAACUUAUGAUUACCUUCGUGAAACAGCUCCUGAAAUCCCACACAAAGGAUCUAGUAUUUCUAAUCCACUUUAUGAUGAUAAGUCAUUUGAUAAAGCACCAACAGUGGCAACCCCUGCUUAUGAAACACUGGAGCCCCAUGCUUAUGCAACACUGGAUCCCCCACCAAUCAAUGUAAAUAAUGUUGUUUUAACUAAUUAGAUCUAACUAAUGCUUCUAGUUUCAAUAAUAUAGCUAGUUUUACUG